Messenger RNA from Conger conger (European conger), 3355 nucleotides. RefSeq names its product DDB1 and CUL4 associated factor 8 (gene dcaf8). Bases 376 to 2151 code for a protein of 591 amino acids. NCBI's taxonomy places the organism in Eukaryota, Metazoa, Chordata, Actinopteri, Anguilliformes, Congridae. Gene Ontology annotation, molecular function: protein binding. The record is from RefSeq and is a predicted model, not a curated record. Gene Ontology annotation, cellular component: cytoplasm; Cul4-RING E3 ubiquitin ligase complex. The transcript is spliced from 14 exons.
CUGAUUGGGCGCUGGAAGGGGAAUCUUCAGGAAAAAAAACACAAGGCGACGAGAACCAUCAAAACAUAAACAGAAAGUACAGUGGAAAUCGCAACGCUUUCUGCUUUGUGUGGCAUGCGCUUUAAGCACACGACCCUGAUGUCGAGAAAGCUAAGCUGCAGUCCGCCGGUUCGAGGAGCCUGAAAUUCUGUUCGGGAUUAGAAAUUGACACCGACGAUUAGGAUUUAGCUGACAGUCGGCGGGCCUACUUGAGGUGACAGUGUUUACACGUUAGCUUGCUAGCGUACAAAAACUACGGAGGAAAGCGUUUUCUAACCAAGCUAACUCACUGGGAAAUACGACGGCUGCCCUCGCUACUGAGAGACGCACAGGACUAUGGCUGACCGCGAGGGGCAGUCCUCCAUCACACCCGGCCCAGAAGACUCCGAUGCUUUAGGACAGAGAGACCCCCCAACUCCCCCCUCCCCCACUGAUGCCCUCCCACACCCCAGUGCAGAGGCCCCGCCCGCUCUGGGGCUGGGGGCGGGGCUAGAGGAGGACACAGACAGCAUGGACGGCAGCACUCACUUCUCUCUGACGGAGGAGGGCGAGCGGGAGAGUGAGGGAGCGCGGGACGGAGAGAGGGAGAGGGAGAGGGAGAGGGAGGGCAGGAAGAGGCGGAGGGAGCAGGACCGGCCCAGCGGGCCCACACACGGCUCCUCCAGCUCCGAUGAAGACGAGGACCCAGACGAGGAAGAGGAGGAGGAGGAGGAGGAUGAGCAGGCCAUGGAGGCGUGGCUGGGGGCGGAGCUGCAGGCCCUGGGCCGGCCCGCCUGGCGGUCCGUGCCCUCUCUGCGGGCGCGGGAGAUUGGCCGCGGGGUGCAGUUUGUGAAGCGUGUGUGCGGAGCGCGGGGCCUGGUGCAGCGGCUGGAGCUCCAGGCCCGGCUGGAGAGGCACACCGGCUGCGUCAACACCCUGCACUUCAACCCCUCCGGCACCCGCCUGGCCUCCGGCAGCGACGACCUGCGCGUGAUCAUCUGGGACUGGGCCCGCCGCAGGGCCACGCUCGACUUCCACAGCGGCCACAAGAGCAACGUCUUUCAGGCCAAGUUCCUACCCCACAGUGGGGACUCCACCCUGGCCAUGUGCGCCCGAGACGGCCAGAUCAGAGUGGCCGAGCUCUCCGCCACGGAACGCUGCAAGAACACCAAGAGAGUGGCCCAGCACAAGGGCGCCGCCCACAAGCUGGCUCUGGAGCCUGAUUCGCCGUGUUCCUUCCUGUCUGCGGGGGAGGACGCUGUGGUGUUCGGCAUUGAUCUGCGUCUGGACCGGCCCGCCACUAAGCUGGUGGUGGUGAAGGAAGGAGAGCGGAAGGUGGGGCUCUACACCAUCUUUGUGAACCCGGCCAACACUCACCACUUCGCUGUGGGCGGCAGGGACCAGUAUGUCCGGGUGUAUGACCAGCGGAAGAUCAAUGAGAAUGAGAAUAAUGGUGUGCUGAAGAAGUUCUGUCCUUCUCAUCUGCUGUCCAGCGAGAGCAAGACCAACAUCACCUGUCUGGUGUACAGCCAUGAUGGAACAGAGCUGUUGGCCAGUUACAAUGAUGAGGACAUUUACCUGUUUAACUCCCAGCACAGCGAUGGAGCUGACUACUGCAGGAAGUACAAGGGUCACCGUAACAACGCCACAGUGAAGGGGGUGAACUUCUUCGGGCCCUGCAGUGAGUUUGUCGUGAGCGGCAGUGACUGUGGACACAUCUACAUGUGGGACAAGGACUCCGCUCACAUCGUCCAGCACCUGGAGGGAGACAAAGGGGGAGUGGUGAACUGCCUGGAGCCUCACCCCCACCUGCCCGGCCUGGCCACCAGUGGGCUGGACCAUGAUGUCAAACUGUGGGCUCCAACCGGAGAGAGCCCCACUGCACUGAAGGGCCUGAAAGAGGUGAUGAAGAAGAACAAGCGGGAGCGUGAUGAAGACAGCAUGAGACACGGAGAUCAGUACGACACCCAGCUCCUCUGGUUCCUCAUGAGACACAUGAGACAUCGCAGAAUACAGAGGAGCCGGAGGGGUGAGGCUGGGGGAGAGGGAGACACAGAUGAGUCGUGGAGUUCAGCUGACUCUUCUGAUGAAGAAGAUGCUGGAGCUGACCAUGUGCAGUGCAUGUCCUCCUAAACACACACACACACUGAUACACACACACACACACACACACUGAUACACACACUCACUCUCACACACACUGAUAGACACACACACACACACACACACACACACACACUGAUACACACACUCACUCACACACACACACACACAGUUCAGACAGACACAACACACUGUUCACACACACAUACACACACACCCCUGAGGAGGUGACACUGUGUGUGUGUGUGUGUGUGUGUGUGUGUGUGUGUGUGCUCUGGCUUGUGGGGUGGAGGAGGACAAGAUUGUAAACCAGCACCCCCCCCCCCCCCCCUGUGCUGCAUGUCACCUGACCCUGCUUACCCCCGCCCCCAGGCACUGAAAAGAGGACUGCUUCUCUGCCCCAAUCCUCCGUCUGCCCCAGUCCUCCGUCUGCCCCAGUCCUCCGUCUGCCCCAGUCCCAGUACAGCCAGCCAGCGGACCGACUCACGGACGGACGGGCAAUGUCACAGCCUUCUUCUGCUUCUUUUGCCAUCAAAUUCUGUCCCGAAAAUUAUAUUCAGAGCACCUGCGUCACACAAUGACUGUUUAAACCCUGUCCAAUCAAAGCAUCGCACUCGCAACUCCUCCAUCCUGGACUUCCUGCUCAAAUCCUGCAAGCCCCACCCCUCCCUGGAGAUGGCCAGUAAGAUGCGUUUUGGUGGGGUCGUCUGGGAGACCCUUGCGGAUGUGCCCAGCAUGGCAGAGCAGCAGUCUGGUCUGAUGGACAGGGUGGAGCGGCAGGGCGGUCUCUGUGCAGAGAGAGCAGUGGUCUGGAGAUGAGUAGCUAUCAGGUUCACUUUCUCCCUUUUUCUACCGGAAAUAUAGAAAUGAGACGUCUAUAUAUAUAUUUUCUCUACAGCUAUAUAAGUGUAUAGUUGUAUAGAAAAAAUAGCUGUUUGACAAAGUUAGAAAAUAAUUAUUUCAGAUUGAUAUUAAUGUAAAAAAAAAAAGAAAGAAAAAAAAAAAGGUUUAUACUGUAUUUCAUCGAAACAUAUAAGGCGAGAAUAAAAAAAAUCUUUUUGUGCAUUUGCCAUUUUGAUGACAUCCACAGUAUUUAAUCCAUCUGGGAUCUCCUGUUGCCCUCAGCCUCCUUUCUCUCCUUCCUUUUCUCGGGUUUUCCUUGUUUUUGCGGCUGACCGUGUUCUGCUCUUCUGUUCAAACGUGUGAUUGGUGCAGUAAAUGAGAGAUGCUGAAA